Gamsiella multidivaricata is the source of this 2616-nucleotide messenger RNA. RefSeq lists its product as uncharacterized. Bases 1 to 2616 code for a protein of 871 amino acids. Gene Ontology annotation, cellular component: exosome (RNase complex); P-body. Lineage: Eukaryota; Fungi; Mortierellomycota; Mortierellomycetes; Mortierellales; Mortierellaceae. The transcript is spliced from 4 exons. Gene Ontology annotation, molecular function: 3'-5'-RNA exonuclease activity; RNA binding. The record is from RefSeq and is a predicted model, not a curated record.
AUGUGCAUAGCUACCCCUGCGGCAACCCACGGACAUUCUAGGAGAGACAGCAUCAACCUGAAGGAGACUGCAGGUGGCCGUCGUGCUCUGUUCACAGCCCAUUUGACGUACUCUGACUUUCAUUCAUUAUUGACAAGACAGAAGCAAAAGUACGUCCAGGGAGUUCUGAGGAUCAACAAGCGCAACCGGUCUGACGCCUAUGUUACGGUCGACACGCUUCCCGACGGCGACGUUUAUAUCUGUGGCAGCAAAGACAGAAACCGUGCACUCGAAGGUGAUGUUGUUGGAAUCGAGCUUUUCGACCCCGAGGAGUUGCCUCAGCAGAAGGGAGAUAACAACAGGGACAAGAAGAAGCCCAAGCGGGUCGAAGAUGCUGAGGAUGCAGAUGAAGUAGAUAUUGAAGAGUUAAAGCCCAAGUACUGCGGACGCAUUGUGUCAAUUGUCGAGCGUUCGUUGUCCCAGAUGUUUUCGGGCACGCUGACUUUGCAACGCCCUAGUGGCUCUGGCAAGAAGACUGAACGCAAGAAGCAGGACGAGGAUGAUCAAAAGGACCAACCGCGUAUAGUCUGGUUCAAGCCAACCGACAAACGCGUCCCGUUAAUCGCUAUUCCCAUCGACCAAGCCCCUGCGGACUUUGUGGAGAAUCAUUCAUCUUAUAUCCAGAAGCUGUUUGUGGCGACAAUCAAGCGCUGGCCUUUGAGCUCGCUUCAUCCCUUUGGACAGUUGGAGAGGGAACUGGGCGAUAUUGGAAACAUUGAAAUUGAGACGGAGGCGCUCCUGGCCAAUAAUAAUGUUAUAACAACUGCUUUCGGAGAAAAGGUCGAGAAAUGCCUUCCUGAGAUCCCUUGGGUUAUCCCGGAAAAGGAACUGAGCCGACGUCGCGACCUUCGCAAGGACUGCAUCUUUACGAUCGACCCGGCAACCGCCAAGGAUUUGGACGACGCAGUCUCAUGCACUCGCCUCGAUGACGGAACGUUGGAGAUUGGCGUUCAUAUCGCGGACGUGUCGCACUUCAUCAAGGUUGGGUCUGCUCUGGACAGGGAGGCGAAAGCCAGAGCGACAACGGUUUAUCUUAUCCAAAAGGCCAUUCCAAUGCUCCCAAAUGUUCUCUGUGAGGACCUUUGCAGUUUGACAGCCAAUGUCGACCGCCUAGCCUUUUCUGUUUUUUGGAAGAUGACGGAGGACGGCCAGAUCCUGGACACUUCAUUUUCAAAGUCGGUCAUCCGAUCCUGUGCCCAGCUGUCUUACGAUGAUGCUCAGAAGGUGAUCACUACGGGCUCGUUGGAUCCCAAGGUUGAGGUGUUUGGUCAAUCGCGCUCGUUGGUUGAAGGAAACAUUCAGAUCUUUUUUAAAUUGUCUCAAGUCCUUCGCCAAAAGAGAUUUGAGAACGGCGCGUUGUCGAUCAACUCAAUUAGGCUGUCUUUCGAAACGGAUGAAAACAACAACCCGCUGGAUGUCUCCGUGUAUGAGCUCAAGGAGAGCAACAGGCUGAUCGAGGAGUUUAUGUUGCUUGCUAAUAUGAGCGUCGCGAAGCAGAUCUGUGAGUCCUUCCCUGAGCAGGCUCUGUUGCGUCGUCAUGAGGAUCCGCUCGAGAAGAGGAUGAUGCACUUUAUCUCGCAUAUGAAGAAGAUCGGGUUGGAUUUGGAUGCAUCCAGCUCUGGAGCGCUGCAACGGUCUUUGGAUGCAAUUCAAGAUUCAGAUGUGCGCAAGGUGGUCCGUUUGCUAGUGAUCAAGCCCAUGCAACGAGCCAAGUAUAUCUGCAGCGGCAUGUUGAGUCCCGACAAGUACCAUCAUUAUGCCUUGAAUGCUCCCCUGUACACCCAUUUCACGUCCCCUAUCCGUCGAUAUGCGGAUGUUAUCGUGCAUCGCAUGCUUGAAGCGUCUCUUACAGGAGAUUCAAAAUUUUACUUGACAAAGGAGUCGUGUCAAAAAUGCGCAAAUCUCUGUAACAUCAAGAGGGACGCUGCGAAGCUGGCGCAGGAGCAGAGUAGCCAUGUAUACCUCAGCGUACUACUCAGGAAUAUGACAGAGUCCAAAGGAAUGGUGAUCAGGGAUGCAAUAGUCGUUCAAGUGCUGGACUCAGCCUUUGAUGUUCUUGUCCCAGAGUACGGCUUGGAAAAACGAGUGCAUGUGGACCAGUUGCCAGUGGAACGCCAUGCCUGGAACAAAUCCUCAGAGACACUAAAGCUGUACUGGAGCACGGAAGCCUUCAAGCCAAUUGUCGAGGAAGACCCUGUUUCGACCAAGGGAGACGACAAGGACCGUCGCCUGUCCACAUUGGUACCGGCCCAUGCAGGCAGCUCGGAUGCGAUGGACCAUCCAGAUGAUGCCACGAAUGCGUAUGAGGAUGAGCGUGGUCUGUUUGAAGACGAGAGUGAUUAUGACGAUGACAACGAAGGCCUUUCAGGAGAUGGCUCGAAUGGGGCGGAUGCAGAGGAAGAGGAGGAAGGGGACGAGGCCGAAGACGAGGCGCGACGACUGACGAGGAUUCGCAUCUUCAGCCAUGUAAAGGUGCUGAUCACUGCAGACACAACCGUUUCGCUGCCUGUGAUUAAGAUUGUUGCGGUGAACCCAUAUGCUGCACCAGAUGCAAAUGCACCUCAUUCGUCUUCCUAG